CCUGGAGCAACUAAAUAUCAAACUUCAACCUCGCAUGACACAAACCCAUAUUGAUAUUUUCUUUUGUGCAAGAUCGAUUUUCAAAAUGAUUACUAAAGGCUGUAUACCUUAUAGACCGCAUGACUACAUGUAUGAUCCCAUAUUCACAGUAUCGGGGCCAGUAGAUCACUAUAAAGCAGCAAUUAUAGCAAAGAUGUCGUCAGUUAAAUUUCAAAUAUGUCCUAUAUUCGCCAAUAUGUUCUCCGACCUCCCUAACCAUCCGAGGGUGCAAAUGGUACAGAGGAGACAAAAACCCGUUAUGUCCUAUCGAGAAAAAAUUGAAGGCUCCAAAUAUAAAGGUUACCAAAAGCAAGUAGACGUAGGAGGUGCAGAUAGAGCAAAGUUUUUCUGUCCGAUCAUUAAUUUGCCACCAAAAGACUUCUUAGGAAUAAUGGCGACCGCUCCGAGAUUCACAAUUGAAAAACUUAAAACCGCUUACGAUGACAGUAAACAAACCGUUAUGCAAGAUGGCAAACCCAAAACGAAAAAUUUCCAAAUGCAAACAAUAUAUCGGGAUUCCUGUGCACAAACUACCCCCUGGCAACCCCCGUAUAAAGUUAUCGGAAAGGGUGAUCCGGAGAUUUUAAAACUGGAGUUUUUAAAAUGGGGUAGUGGCUUACCAGCUGGUGUUCAUGAAGUCAGGCUUAUAGAAAGGGCCAGAAUGAAAAGGGCUUGGGAAAACUCAGUAAAACCUGAUAUAAAUGAUGAGGACUCUUUACAAAGGUUCAGGGAUUACGUGGAGGCUCUGGAAAGGGAUGAAUGGGCUUUCAGGGAGAGAGAAAUUCAAGAAAUCCAUGAUUUAAGGCUGCAUUUAUUGGAGAAGAUGUUAGAGGAUAUUCAUGAACGUUCUCACACUAGAGCGGAACAGAAAAUGGAACGGUUUAUAAAAGCAAAAGAGAAAGAAAAAAAGGAAAAGCUAGAGAAAAUUAAGAAGGAAACUGCAAGAGAAUUAAGAAAAUUAAACUUGGAAGAAAAAGGUUAUAAGAGAAAAUAUCAUCAGGCUGAUAUCAUAGAAGAACAUAUGUCUAGAUCUUCUGAACUGUUCGGUCCUAUGCUCAGAAACGGAGAACAUCCGAAAAGAUGGCAUCAAAUAAUUGACGAAAAGAUGCAAAGAUAUAAAGCGCAGUUUAUUGGUGUGGAACACUUUAGCACUCUUCCCCGCUGGUUGGACCAAGCUACUAACCUCAAAGGCAUCGAACGGAAAAAGAAGGACGAUGGCCCGCAGUUAUGUAUAAGAGAAACGAAAUGGACUGCACCAGUUUUAAAGGAACUUCACGAAGAACUUAUGAAUCUGCGUGGUGAACCCGAGAAAAAGUCAUGCUCAUUAAGAGUUAAAAAUACCGAUAUAGAACGCGAAUCAUAUACACCGGAAGUGGAAGGUAUCCCUGCAGAACAAGAAGAACAAUAUCAGGCAGUUAUUUACUUACAAAGUAUUAUAGAGGGCAGAGCCAGACAAAUGUUGGUUUACGAAGGACGGGAUAAUUGCAAAGAAUUAAUACGGGAACUAAAAUUCUCAGUAGGUUUGCUGAAGAAGCAAAAAGAAUUAAGAUCGAAAGAAAAAUUAAAAGUUAGAGCCCAGCAGAGGGAAGAAACCAUUCAGAGUGUGAUGGUGUCUCGUCUUCAAGGAACCCUAGGAACACUCCAAGGACAGGUGGUAGGUUCCAUCCUGGAUUUCCUUAAUAAGGAACUAAGAAGACUCUUAGAAGAAAGGAAAGCGCAUGCCAUGUGCUGGGUGAAUGAGAGAGAGCGUAAUAUUCGCGAAGCAGCUGAAGCAGGACGUAGACAGAAAGAAAUUAGAAGAAGAAGGGAGCAUGAUGAAAUAUUUAGACAAAUAGUGAAGGUCACACAGGAAUCUGUAGACGUUUAUCUUCAAGACGUAAUUACAGAAGGUUUGAGUUUUGCUACCCAAGAGGAGGCAAGAGCGUACAUUCUAGCUUUAGCAGAUAAACUAGAAAAGGAAGUAAGUCAAAUUGAUGAAACUUACUCCAUGAAGGGUAUUGACUCUGAGGAUGAACUAAUAGCGGAUUUGGUGCAUCAUUUCGUACUUCCAGAAGUGGAAAAGCAAGAGAUUAGGCAAAAAAUUUUGGCGCGGCAGAAGCAAAAGCUAAAAACGAUCCACGAGAAUGUCUACAGGAAACUUGAAACUGUUCCUAAGUUUGAUAAAAAUGUCACUCGAAAUAGGAGCUCGAUAGAAUCGUCAUCCCCAACCAUCGAGCACUAUCAAAACAAAAUGGAUGAAAUGAUGCUUGAAGGAGUACUAGAAAAAAUUUAUACGCCGACUGAAUACACACCAUAUUCUAUUAUACCUGUAGUUGGAACUGCAGAAUUUGCGCCAAAUGGAGUGCAGGCUUCGAUUGAAUCGCCAUCAGCAACGCUUCUGUCCAAAGUAGGCCAACCAGAAGUUGCUGAAGACCCCCACAUUCUAGAGCAUUACUUGAAUAUGCUGGCAGCCCAAGAUGAUUCGGGGCAAAGGGAGAUGACCGAUCAUCCCUUUCAGAUUCGCGAAAGGGUACCGGAAAUUAAUCGUGUUAUUCCUAAUUAUCAACCAUUUAAUAAUGAUCUGGAUACUAUUCCUGAGACUGAACAUGAGACCAGCACUAGUGUUACCACCAAUACGGGGAGCCAAGAUUUAAAUUUAGAUGGAAUGGAGUCUGAGGGUAUUUAGGGACUGUAUAAUAAUUAGAAAUAAAUGGUGUUAUAUGUCA
Anthonomus grandis grandis is the source of this 2744-nucleotide messenger RNA. RefSeq names its product cilia- and flagella-associated protein 91-like. Lineage: Eukaryota; Metazoa; Arthropoda; Insecta; Coleoptera; Curculionidae. The transcript is spliced from 16 exons. The coding region runs from base 35 to 2704 and encodes 889 amino acids. The record is from RefSeq and is a predicted model, not a curated record.